Messenger RNA from Paramecium sonneborni, 498 nucleotides. Lineage: Eukaryota; Ciliophora; Oligohymenophorea; Peniculida; Parameciidae. The record is from the annotation of a GenBank genome assembly.
UGACAACGCAUGAAAUUAUCAAAAAUAUUCCUUUUGAUUCUUAACUAAAGAUGUGGUAAUUCUCUGUAGUUGUUUCAUAAAAUAUAAGAAAACAAGAAUAUAUUACUGGUAUAUAAAUCAAUGAGGAAUAAUAUAUUAAAAAAUAGUGUAAAAUUUGAAAUGAGAUAGAGCUUUCCUUAUCUUCUGUUAUCAAAUUCCAUACAAAAAGUAAAGUAAAAGCAAUAUGUCCAAAAAAAAUUAAAUAAGAAAUCAAUUCAAAGCAAAUAAGAGAGUUUUCAUCAAAAGCCAAACAAAAUCUAGCAAAUUUAAAAACGACACUAAAUUUUAUAAAUUUCUUUCAAUACUUUAAUUCUUUAUUUUAACUCAAGCUUGAAUCAAGUGUAAUACUUAUCUCUUAAGAUUUAAAAAUAAUCGAUAAAAUAAUUUCAAUGCUUAGCAUAGUAUUGUGAAUUGAAGAUGCAUGAAUACAUUUACACACUAAUUGUGAAGCCUUUAUGA